AUGAAACACGAAAGUGGACUGCGCAAGCGAAAGAAUAAUCACCCUUCGGAAAAGAUGGAAAACCAUUCUGUGAGCCAGGAGAGUUCCCCCGAAAACAGUGUGCAAGAGGGAAAAGAAACUCUCUACACGAUCAAGAAGUCGUUUUGGGGAAGAGUACAGGAUGUCAUCUACUCUAUUAUUGGAAAUGGGUAUGAUCUCGUCACGAAACCCCACACGGCCACUUGGUUGGUGCUGUUUAUGUUGAUCGUUAUAUACUAUACGUGCUUUAUAAAGACUCCGAGUGAUCAGGUGAAUAACAUUCGCUCGGGUGUGAUCCUUGUCUGUUUGUUCAUUAUUGUAUUUGGAGCAAACCAAUUCCAAGAAGGCCCAAUUUCGAGACCGCACCCCGUGGUCUGGAAGAUCAUUCUUGCCAUCGCCGUCCUCUACGAAUGUCUGCUUCUGUUCAUCCUGUCGCUUUCUCCGGACGAUGCCCGCCAAUUCAUGAAGUUCUUCGACUCCAAUCUGGGCACCCCGCUGACCUACCGUGAUUACGCUUCCGACUGCCGAAUCUACAUUCCAGAGAACCCGAACCACUUCAAGAACGUCAAGGACGUCUUCGGAGACAUCUUCAUCCUGGCCCACUUCCUGGGCUGGAUCUGGAAAGCGUUCAUCUUCCGCGACUGGCGCGUUCUGUGGUUCAUUUCGGUCUGGUUCGAGUGCCUGGAGGUCUCCGCGCAGCACAUCCUCCCCAACUUCCAGGAGUGCUGGUGGGACAAGAUGAUCAUGGACGUCUUCGGAUGCAAUUUCGCGGGAAUGUGCGUCGGAAUGUGGAUCAACCGCAUCCUCGCCGCCCGCGAGUACGACUGGGUCGAUUUCCGCGACAUUCCCGACAGCUACGGCCGCGCGCGCCGCUUCCUCAAGCAGUUCUCCCCCUACAAUUGGAAGGUGUACGACUGGGAUAUCUUCGGCUCCUUCAAAUCGAUGCUGCAGAUGGCCUUCGUCUGCGUGCUCUUCGAGAUCGCCGAGAUGAACGCCUUCUUCCUGAAGUCGGUGCUCUGGGUCGAGCCGGACCACUACCUGGUGACGGUGCGUCUGAUCAUCUGGGGACUGCUGUCGCUGCCGGCGGUCCGCGAGGCGUACGACUUCUUCCACGAUCCGAACAAGCACCGACUGGGGCAGAACUUCUGGACGGCGAUCUGCAUCGUGGUCACGGAGUGUCUGAUCGACUACAAGAUGGGAGAAAACAUCCUCUAUGGGCCGAAUAUCGCGCCGUUCCCGACGACCGUGAAGUGGUGCUGGGGCGUGUUCCUGGGGCUUUUCGCGCUCUGGACGCUGCUGUACUUCAUGGUAAGCGAUGGGGAGAGCGAGUAA
Molecule: messenger RNA, 1350 nt
Organism: Blastocystis hominis
Lineage: Eukaryota; Bigyra; Opalinata; Blastocystidae
Exons: 7
Coding region: 1-1350 (449 amino acids)
Biological process (GO): phosphatidylserine biosynthetic process
Molecular function (GO): L-serine-phosphatidylethanolamine phosphatidyltransferase activity
Source: RefSeq, a predicted model, not a curated record